CAGCAGCAGAAGCCUGUUUUGGGUACUUUAACAAGACUUUUGUACAAGGAUUUCCUUCUGAUAAUUCAGCUCCUGAGCAGUAACAGGAGCUCAGGAGAGCAGCGGCAGUAGCAGCUUUGAGUGCUUGGGUUGUCUCGCCGUGACGACGAAGCAGUCAAUUCCCCCUCCAUUCAAUCAUCCAAUCAGAGGGUCGACUUGUCAAAUGAUCAUAGCUGCUGAAUCGCCCCCACGAACACACACGCGCUCUUCUUUUUAAUCACACCGGAUCGUUUUUUCUUGUCUCGCUCCGCUCGCUUCGUUUUACUAAACUCCCCCUCUCCGGCAUUGCUAGAUUUCUCUUCUUCUUCUUUGAUCCAAUCCAUACAUCCUUUGCUAGCUUUCCAGUGGAAGCUCGAACAAUACCAAAAGUUUGAUCUUCCCCAUCCCGGCGCGCCAAGUGUACCAUCAAAUCCAGGAGACCAUCAUUUGAUCUUGCUCGCAAGGAGAGAGAAACCAGCACAAAAGCGAGAAAAAGGAGGGUUUUUGAUUCACAACGCAAUGGUCGUCGCGUCCUCGAGCUUAUCCCCAAAAGAUCGAGCGGUGGGCUCUCUUCUUGAAUGAAGGCCAGUGACAGGAGGAAGAAUCUUUCCAAGGUUUGGUUUUUGUCCCGACUGGACAUCACACUUCUCUCUCCCCUCUACGUCCUCUCUUUCUCCUCUCUAGAUAGAGCUCUCUCAAGAACUGGAUUGGAUCCAAGCACAAGAACGUCACCGAGCCUCCAGUGCUACCGAGGGCCGCAUCUUCUGUACAGUCUAGUGGGUUUCCUUCCUUGCCACAGUGUGGUGGAGCGAUCUUAGGAUCCAAAUGCGCGGCUAUGGAGCUUGAGAAGAAGACUCACAAAGCAUAAGCUUCUUGGAUCAAGUAAGCAUCGCACAGCAGCUCAAGCGUUGAGGUGAUCUUCCGCGAAGCAGAAAGUUUCCAUGGCUGGAAUUCCAGGAUCUUUCCAGCACCAGCUCCAGCUCCUCCACCAGCAGCAGCAACAGCAACAGCAGCAGCAGCAGCAGCAGCAGCAGCAUCACCAACACCAUCACCUCGGCGGCGGCGGCCACUCGAACGACGACGACGAGAAUCACUCGAACAACAGCAGCGGGGGCAGCAAAGGCGGUGGCGGAGUCGUGGGCGGAGGACGGAUCAACAACAACAACAGCAACUCCAAAGGAAUUAACAACAACAACAACAACGCCGCGCUCCUCCAGGCCGGCUCUUCGUCCUCCUCGCUGCUGCUCAAAGAUCACAGCCACAGCGGCGGUGGCGGCGGCGGCGGCGGCGGCGCAGGCGGCGUUGGUGGCGGCGAGGUGGUAGUACGCAAACCGCGCGGACGACCGCCGGGCUCCAAGAACAAGCCCAAGCCGCCCAUCAUCAUUACGCGCGACUCGGGCAACGCGAUGCGCCCCCACGUCCUGGAGAUCGCCGGCGGCUGUGACGUGGGCGAGACGCUGGCGGCAUUCGCGCGACGCCGGGCUCGCGGACUUUGCGUACUGGGCGGUAGCGGUACCGUGGCCAACGUGACGCUGCGGCAGCUGGCGGCGCCGGGAUCCACUGUCACCUUUCACGGUAGAUUCGAGAUUCUUAGCAUAUCCGGUGCCUUUUUACCGCCGCCAGCCCCGGUCGCGGUCGCGGGGCUGACGGUGGCACUGGCCGGGGCGCAACAGGGGCAGGUCUUAGGGGGCAGCGUGGUCGGGGUGCUCAUGGCGGCUAGCCCGGUACUAGUUAUCGCCGCGUCAUUUGUAGGGGCGACGUACGAUCGGCUGCCAUUGGAUGAGAGCCUCGAGACAGGUGGCGAGAAUCCGGGCGUCCAAGGGAACCAUCACCUGGUGAAUGUGUCGCCCGGUGGGCCUGGGGGAGGCUCAGGUGGGGCGAGCCAGCAGGAGAUGGCCUUGUUAAACCUGGCACAGAAUUCACUGGGGCAGUUGCCACCUGAAGUCUUGGCCUGGGCAGCAGCUGGGAAUAGGCCACCAUUUUGAUGAAUCUCUCUUUUUUUUUUCCUUCUUUUUCUCCUUUUUUUCCUGCUUUGUUUGUUGUCCAAGUUCCUUCGGGAGGGAAUUUCCAGGGUUUUUUUUGCUGCUGCUGGAGGAGUGAGUUCUUUCCUUUCCCAAGUUCUUGGAGGGGCAAAAUCUCAUCUUUGAGACCUAUCAAGGUGAGAGAGAUCACAGAGAGAGAAGACAACAAAAAACUUUCCAAGAUCUUCUACUUGUUCUCUUUCUUCUAACUUAGCAUAUAAGAGUGAGCCCACAGGUAUGGGAUCUCACCAAAGUAAAAUUAUUUCUCUUUCUUCUUCUUCUUGGUUUUCCUUGGGACUGUAUAACAUCAAUUUGACAUUCUUUUCUCUCC
Molecule: messenger RNA, 2370 nt
Organism: Selaginella moellendorffii
Lineage: Eukaryota; Viridiplantae; Streptophyta; Lycopodiopsida; Selaginellales; Selaginellaceae
Product: AT-hook motif nuclear-localized protein 23
Exons: 2
Coding region: 960-2003 (347 amino acids)
Cellular component (GO): nucleus
Molecular function (GO): DNA-binding transcription factor activity; minor groove of adenine-thymine-rich DNA binding
Source: RefSeq, a predicted model, not a curated record